AUGGCUACUAAUGUGCCUUCUUCACUUGUCAAUUGGUCGCUGGGCUUCGGGAAUGACAAGACUCUUUUGAUUCAUCUCUCCACAGAUCAAGUUUAUGAGGGAGUGAAAUCCUUCUACAAAGAGGAGGAUGAGACACUGCCGGUGAACAUGUAUGGCAAAUCAAAAGUUGCUGCAGAGAAGUUCAUUACUGAGAAAUGCUCGAACUAUGCAAUCUUGAGAAGCAGCAUCAUUUACGGGCCACAAACUAUCUCUCCUGUGGAAAAGUCGCUCCCUGUCCAGUGGAUGAACUCUGUCCUUUCACAAGGCCAACAAGUUGAUUUUUUUAAUGAUGAGUACCGCUGCCCAGUUUAUGUAAAAGAUAUGGUGGAUGUAAUAUUGUCUUUAAUAAAAAGUUGGUUAUCAGAUGGCAAAAAAGUUCAGGUACUUCUGAAUGUCGGUGGACCAGAUAGGGUUUCAAGACUGCAGAUGGCUGAGUCUGUUGCUGAAGUUCGUGGAUAUAGCAAAUCGAUAAUCAAAUCUGUUCCUGCAUCAUCGGUUAACCGGGGUGUAGCUUCUCCGCCAGACAUAUCCAUGGAUAUCACCAGGCUAACUCAGACGCUCGGUAUCCAGCCGAUUACAUUCCUGGAUGGAGUCAGAGCUACACUUGGCGCAGAAGCCAGAUGUCUUACUGACCCUGUUCUGUGUGAGCGGUAUUUUAUUUUGCAGUCUCGAGUGGCCCGGGGACAAAGGAGAACACAGAUGCCACGCAGGUCAGCCUGCCCCUGUGGCCAUCUGUGUGAGGCAGCUCAUGGGGGUUCAUUCAUUGUCAACACCGAGCAGCAAGCACCACUGGAUGCCCUCUCCACAGCCUUGCACUAUUUAGAUUUAGAUUACUGGGCACCUACCCUGUUUGUGUCUGGAUUCCCACCAGGUCUACGCUGCUGCUAA
Molecule: messenger RNA, 927 nt
Organism: Triticum turgidum subsp. durum (durum wheat)
Lineage: Eukaryota; Viridiplantae; Streptophyta; Magnoliopsida; Poales; Poaceae
Source: the annotation of a GenBank genome assembly